This is a messenger RNA of Leptomonas pyrrhocoris, 626 nucleotides long. RefSeq names its product putative mitochondrial 60S ribosomal protein L9. The record is from RefSeq and is a predicted model, not a curated record. Lineage: Eukaryota; Euglenozoa; Kinetoplastea; Trypanosomatida; Trypanosomatidae. The transcript has a single exon. Gene Ontology annotation, molecular function: structural constituent of ribosome; rRNA binding. Gene Ontology annotation, biological process: cytoplasmic translation. Gene Ontology annotation, cellular component: cytosolic large ribosomal subunit; ribosome. Bases 54 to 626 code for a protein of 190 amino acids.
AGCUGCAUCGUAUCACGACUCCGCCUCUUUUUCCAGGCUACCACAAGAGAAAGAUGGUCAAGGUCAAGAGUCACUCCACCCUGCACAUCCCGGAGGGCGUCACCGUGGAGGUGAAGGGCCGCAAGGUCACCGUCACCGGCAAGCGCGGCACCCUCACGAAGGACCUGACGCACCUGCAGCUGGACUUCCGUGUCGACAAGAAGAACCGCACCCUCACGGCGAUCCGCUGGUUCGGCUCUAAGAUCCCGAUCGCGUGCCUGAACACCGCCAAGGCGCACAUCAGCAACAUGAUCACCGGCGUGACGCGCGGCUACCGCUUCAAGGUCCGCUGCGCCUACGCGCACUUCCCCAUCAACGUCUCCGUCGAUGGCCAGAACAUCGAGGUCCGCAACUUCCUCGGUGAGAAGCGCGUGCGCCGCCAGCUGGUGCCGAGCAGCGUGUCGGUGUCCCAGACCGACCCGGCCCAGGUCAAGGAUGAGAUCAUCUUCGACGGCAACGACAUCGAGCAGGUGUCCCGCGAGGCCGCCCUGCUGCAUCAGAUGUGCCUGGUCAAGAACAAGGAUAUCCGUAAGUUCCUGGACGGUAUCUACGUGCAGACCAAGACGAACAUCGUGGUCGAGGAAUAA